AUGGCACCCGCAUUGGUACAGGAUGAAGCGCCACUCUUCCAGAAGGUCAAGACCCAGCAAGAGGCUCCUAUCAACGGGCACACCAAACCACAUGAAGAAUACCAAUACCUGAACCUCAUCCGCGACAUCCUUCGCGAAGGCGAGCACCGACCGGAUCGGACAGGCACUGGAACGCUUUCGAUUCCAUUCCCACCUCAGCACAAGUAUACACUCUCCAAACCAGACGGAACGCUGAUCCUGCCACUCCUGACGACCAAACGCGUGUUCCUGCGUGCAGUUCUCGCCGAGCUCCUGUGGUUCGUCGCGGGCGACACCAACGCAAAGACCCUUCAAGACCAGAAUGUGCGGAUCUGGGAUGGUAACGGGUCACGGGAAUACCUUGACUCUGUUGGUCUGUCGCAUCGCGAGGAAGGCGACCUUGGACCCGUAUAUGGAUUUCAAUGGCGCCACUUCGGAGCUGAGUACAAAGAUUGCCACACAGACUACUCGGGUCAGGGAGUGGAUCAAUUGGCGGAAGUUAUCCAUAAGCUCAAGAAUAGUCCUUACGACAGGAGAAUCAUCCUGAGCGCGUGGAAUCCUGCCGACAUGAAAAAGAUGGCUCUCCCGCCUUGCCACAUGUUCGCCCAAUUCUAUGUUUCCUAUCCAGCUACCGCGUCCCAACGGAUGGAUGGGUCAAAGAAGGGCACGCUGCACACGCUUUUGUACCAAAGAUCAAACGAUAUGGGCCUCGGCGUACCUUUCAACAUUGCUUCGUACGCGCUCCUGACUCACAUGAUUGCGAGAGCCGCAGAUCUCGUACCUGGAAGUUUGACCCACACAAUGGGCGACGCACACGUCUAUCUGGACCAUCGAGAGGCUCUGGAGGUCCAAUUACAGCGCGAGCCGAGAGACUUCCCAACACUCGAGAUUGAUCGGGAUGUUGGUUGUAGCAUCGACGGUUGGAGGGCAGAAAAUUUCAAGGUCAUCGGAUACGAGCCCCACAAGACCAUCGCGAUGAAGAUGAGCGUUUGA
This is a messenger RNA of Lecanosticta acicola, 1011 nucleotides long. The record is from the annotation of a GenBank genome assembly. Lineage: Eukaryota; Fungi; Ascomycota; Dothideomycetes; Mycosphaerellales; Mycosphaerellaceae.